UAAAAUUGUUCGAGUAAAUUUGCAUUCUUAAAAACAUUAAAAAACUAUAACGUUUUAUACAAGUCAAAAACUCGCGUCUUAUAAUGCAUAUUAUCAGCUUACUUGUUAUUGUGAAUACACUAAAAAUACACAGAGUAAUUGCUGAAUCAAAUGAAAAAAUAAAUUUAAAAUUCGCAAAAUCUAGUGAUAUUGGCGGGUUGGAUCACAAGAAGCAAUCAGAUAUGAAAUUAUCAGUGACGUCUUCAGAAGUUUGGACAGGACAUUCACAACAUCAUCUGGAUGGUCAACUUAAAAAAAUUGAUGUUUACUCACCCUCGUACGAUCAAGUACAUUCGACCCUCAAAUCGAUUUCAAGCACUCAAAGUGUACCAACAAUCAACAGACUUCUACUUGAUCAAUUAAUCAUAGUCAAAUACAAAAAUAAUAAUUCCAUCAAACUACAGAAUCCCAAUUUAUAUGGAAAAAAUGGUUGUAAAGAAAGAAGAUGUUUCAUAAGAAGAAGGCUAGAGGCAUCGGAUAGCAUGAAAAAAAAUUUUGAUGCAAAAAAGCAACGCAAUAGUUCAAGGAAGUCCAGAACAAGUUAUAACCAUUUGAGGAAACGUUUUGCUGAAGAUAAUAAUACGCGGCUAUCUUUUAUGGAAAAUUCGAAAGAUAGAUAUCAAAUGGUGACCCAUGGUCCAGCUUUUCCGCAUCAUUUACCAUUUGGUCCAUCUAGAUUUCUUGGCGUUACUCCGAAUGAAAAGAAACCUCUUGAUGAACAGGACAAUGCAAAUGAAAGUGAAAAAAGCUUAAGAAGAGAGGAAGAGAUUCAAUUUCAAGAAGAACAGAUCGAAACAAAACCAAGAGAAUUGAUGCUGAACUAUUUGUCCAAGUCGUCCAUGAUGGAUAAAAUAAUAUCUGAUAUCUAA
Messenger RNA from Trichogramma pretiosum, 908 nucleotides. RefSeq lists its product as uncharacterized. NCBI's taxonomy places the organism in Eukaryota, Metazoa, Arthropoda, Insecta, Hymenoptera, Trichogrammatidae. The record is from RefSeq and is a predicted model, not a curated record. The coding region runs from base 84 to 908 and encodes 274 amino acids. The transcript is spliced from 7 exons.